AUGAUAUAAUCAGUUUUUCUUCCUGAAGGUUCCGCUUCGUUUAAAAAAAAAUUGUUAAGUUAAUCAUUGUAUGGAACCUUUACAAUAAAAAAUUUUUUUUGAGGUUAAUUUCCUUUAGCUUAUAAAUAAAAAUUAUCUAUUUUAACACGCGACAAAUUUUUGUUAAAAAUAUGUCACUUAAAUUAUUUCAGACAAGAGGGUGUGUUGUUUUAUCUCAACUUGCUAAAGUUAUGGGUUAUCCCGAUACUACCUUUGACGAUUAUAUGCAGGUUAAUAGUUUUUUUGAACCAUUUUUAUUGUCAGUGGAGAAAAAUUUUCGAAUGGAUACUACGCUGAAUUUUGUAACCAAAUAUGCAUGGAUAGCUCCUCCAACAUGUCUCGCUUAUUUAUGUUUGAUUUACACCUUUCAACGCUACAUGAAACGGCGACCAUCCUUUCAUCUACGUCCAAUAUUGUUAUAUUGGAAUUUAGCAUUAAGUAUUUUAUCCUUUUGGGGAAUGAUGAGAAUGGUUCCAAUUUUAUUGUUUUACCUAUAUACGCAUGGAUUUCGAUCAUCCGUUUGUGAUGUGUCUACUUUUCCUGUGAUGAGUGGCGCUUCUGGAUUUUGGACUGCUAUCUUUAUUUUCUCAAAGUAUUUCGAACUUUUAGAUACAUUUUUCAUUAUUUUCCGGAAACGCAACUUGAGUUUCUUGCACUGGUAUCAUCAUGUAACAGUUUUACUCUGCUCGUGGUACUCAUUUAUUUCUAAACAACCAGCUGCCUUAUAUUUUUGCGCUAUGAAUUAUACAGUUCAUACUGUAAUGUAUUUUUAUUAUUUUUUGGCGACGUUAAAUCCAAAACCACCGAAAUGGGGAAUUUAUGUGACGUUUUUACAAAUAUUACAAAUGAUAGCAGGUUGUAUUAUAACAUCAAUAACAUUUUUUUAUUCUCAUAACUUUUUGUUUAACUUUGGUUUGAAACCAUAUCAUUCAACUAUAACUCCAUCCGUGUCGUCUUGUGCGAUUUCCAGAAGCAGCUUAUAUGCUUCUAUUAUCAUGUACUGGUCUUAUCUGUAUCUUUUUUCAGCUUUCUUUUACCGUCGUUACAUUAGAAAGUCAUCAACAGCUAAAAAAUUAGUUUAAAAAUGACAUUAAAAAAAAUGUACAAGGUUCUUUUUGUUUCAGUGCCUCUAGAAAUGAAUUCCUUUAAUAUCAAUGUUUUAUGGCUUUUUCUUAACUGCAUUCUCACAUAUGUAUAUAUAUGUAUCAAUUCGAUUGUUAUAACCUUUUAACACGUUGUAAUAAUUAAUUUGUUUUUCUGAUGAAGCGGUAGUUUUUUUUUCUUACAAAUUAAAAAGACAAAAUCGUUUAAAUAACAUAAUAGAAACUGUUUUUUUUAAUUUCUUAUAAUGUAUGA
This is a messenger RNA of Hylaeus volcanicus, 1395 nucleotides long. RefSeq names its product elongation of very long chain fatty acids protein 3-like. The record is from RefSeq and is a predicted model, not a curated record. Gene Ontology annotation, biological process: fatty acid elongation, monounsaturated fatty acid; fatty acid elongation, saturated fatty acid; very long-chain fatty acid biosynthetic process. Lineage: Eukaryota; Metazoa; Arthropoda; Insecta; Hymenoptera; Colletidae. The coding region runs from base 171 to 1121 and encodes 316 amino acids. Gene Ontology annotation, molecular function: fatty acid elongase activity. The transcript has 4 exons. Gene Ontology annotation, cellular component: endoplasmic reticulum membrane.